ACCGGGACCGGUGUCGGGUUCCGAGCCGGUAUCGGGUUCCGGGCCGGUAUCGGUUCCGGGUUCCGGGAUGGCGGUACCUUUCGUGGAGGACUGGGACCUGGUGCAGACGCUGGGAGAAGGCGCCUACGGGGAGGUGCAGUUGGCCGUCAAUCGCCGCACGGAGGAGGCUGUGGCCGUCAAGAUCGUGGACAUGAAGCGAGCAGCUGAGUGCCCGGAGAACAUCAAGAAGGAAAUCUGCAUCAACAAAAUGCUCAACCACGAGAACGUCGUCAAGUUCUACGGGCACCGGCGGGAAGGGGCCACUCAGUACCUGUUCCUGGAGUACUGCAGCGGGGGGGAGCUCUUCGACCGCAUCGAGCCCGACAUCGGGAUGCCGGAGCACGAGGCGCAGAGGUUCUUCCAGCAGCUGAUCGCUGGCGUGGUCUAUCUGCACAGCAUGGGCAUCACCCACCGCGACCUGAAGCCAGAGAACCUCUUGCUGGAUGAGCGAGACACCCUGAAGAUCUCUGACUUCGGCCUGGCCACCGUGUUCCGUCACCAGGGCCGGGAGCGGCGGCUGAGCCGGAUGUGUGGGACCCUCCCCUACGUGGCCCCCGAGCUCCUGCGCCGCCCCGAGUUCCGUGCAGAACCCGUCGACGUCUGGGCCUGCGGCGUGGUGCUGACUGCCAUGCUGGCUGGGGAGCUGCCCUGGGACCAGCCCAGUGACACCUGCCAGGAGUACAGCGACUGGAAGGAGCACAAGACCUACCUCCCACCCUGGAAGAAGAUCGAUUCAGCACCUUUGGCUCUGCUCCACAAGAUCCUGAUGGAGAGCCCCUCAGCCCGGAUCACCAUCCCUGACAUCAAGAAGGACCGGUGGUUCAGCAGACCCCUCAAAAAAGGUGUCAAGCGGGCCCAGGGCUCCUCAGGGGGGGUCUGUGACUCCCCUGGGGGCUUCUCCAAGCCUGUCCGCUCCGACAUGGACUUCUCACCGGGGAAGAGUGUGCUGGGGGAAGACCGCGCUGGUUACUCCACCUCGCAGCCGGAGCUGGGGACGCUGUGGGACAGCGGAGCCAACACCAUCGACCGCCUGGUGCAGGGCAUCAGCUUCUCCCAGCCAGCACGCCCCGAGCACAUGCUGCUCAGCAGCCAGCUCCUCGGCACCCCCGGCUCCUCCCAGAGCCCGUGGCAGAGGCUGGUGAAGAGGAUGACCCGGUUCUUCACCAAACUGGACGCCGAGGGCUCGUACCGCGCGCUGCGGGAGGCCUGUGAGAAGAUGGGCUAUGGGUGGAAGAAGUCCUGCACCAACCAGGUGACCAUCUCGACCACGGACAGGAGGAACAACCAGCUCCUCUUCAAGGUGAGCCUGGUGGAGAUGGAGAGCAAGAUCCUGGUGGAUUUCCGUCUCUCCAAGGGCGACGGGCUGGAGUUCAAGAGGCAUUUCCUGAAGAUCAAGGGCAAGCUCAGCGACAUCAUCAGCACCCAGAAGGUCUGGCUGCCUGCCACAUGAGCCCUGCACCCCUCACCCUCCUCCUCCUCCUCCUUACCCUCACCCACCCACCCACCCACCACAGGGCUUCCUGUUUUAAAGGUUCAAUAAAGUCCUUGGGGGGGAACAAAGUGAGGGGUUGGGUUUUGUUCACUCUGAACCCUACUGA
Messenger RNA from Calypte anna (Anna's hummingbird), 1637 nucleotides. It is a transcript of the gene CHEK1, whose product is annotated as checkpoint kinase 1. Gene Ontology annotation, cellular component: site of double-strand break; nucleus; cytoplasm. The transcript is spliced from 12 exons. The record is from RefSeq and is a predicted model, not a curated record. Lineage: Eukaryota; Metazoa; Chordata; Aves; Apodiformes; Trochilidae. Gene Ontology annotation, molecular function: protein serine/threonine kinase activity; ATP binding. Bases 68 to 1489 code for a protein of 473 amino acids. Gene Ontology annotation, biological process: protein phosphorylation; mitotic G2 DNA damage checkpoint signaling.